CAAUCACCUCUCGCCGUCUUCAAAACUCUCCAGCACAGACGGCGAACUCUAACCAUUUCUCAUCAAUGGCGGUGGAUACUAACUUCAUGUCGUCGUUGCAGAACCUAAAAGUUGAAGAUCCAUGGCUUCCACCGAGACCUUGGGAAUCCAUCCCUUCCGAAAGCGGAAUCUCUCACUCCAACACUUCAACGUCUCAAUCUUCUCUCUCAAAACACCUCUACCGCACUUCCACCGUCUCUGAGGAUAGUUUGGUGAGGUUGGGAAUGAAUGCACUGCAAGGUAUGGAAUCAGCUAUUUUAAGUAUUGAAAAGCUCUGUGCAGCGUUUUGUUGUGAGCCAGCCGACAGGACCUUCCAUCGAAUCCCUAGUCUAUGGAACCGGUCUUCCAGUACUCUUGCUCUGGCGAAUAUGCUCAAGUCCAUAGGCCGAUCGGGUUGUGUAAUUCUUCUACUCCGUAAAUUCAUCGAUUACUUUGCACAUUGGAGUUUAAAUGAUAAUAAUUCUGUAAAAAACAGACAAGUAAAUAGUGAAGGGGACUCUUGCCCUCCCUACUGUCUUGUUAAUCAGGCAUUUGCCGCCGCUGUGGGAAAGGUUUCAAAUGGUUACACAUUGGGUUUGGAUACACUGUAUGCAUCUGUGGGGUUGAGGCGUUCUUCGAAGACUGACAGUGGAGUUGGCUGUCUUACUAGUGUUGGGCAUUCUGAAAUUACGCUAUUGGAGGUUUACUUGCAUACAAAGGAAUUGAGAACUCAGAUUGAAGCGUUAGGAAGUAUCUGCAAUGUACAUGAUGUAGCUCUUUGCUUUUCAGUAGCAUGUUUUGAAGAUUUAAGCAAUAGAGCAAACUCAGAGUUUGGUAACUUCCCAAGAGGUGGAGAUCUACUCACUUAUUUGUAUAGGCAACUGAAGGUUGUUGAUCCAGCCCAUCGUGAUCUCCUCAAGUUUCUCUUUCUCCAGUCGUUUGAACCAUAUUAUGGUUUUAUUAGAUCAUGGAUUUAUGAAGGCAUGAUUAGUGAUCCUUAUAAGGAGUUCAUAGUGGACUGUAUUGAUAAAAUACAGCCUUGUUCACGGGGAAAAGCUGGACUCUCUAUUGACUUCCCGUUGGCUGCAAUUAGGGAGCGAGAUGGAGUUGCUGUUCCUUGCUUUUUGAAAGACUUCUCGACUCCACUGUUCAGGGCUGGUCAGCAGCUUCAAGUACUAAUGAAGCUGCUUGAUUUGUGUAGUAAUGUUGACACUUGGAACCGUACUUAUGACAAUAUAUUGCCAUGCUGGGGUGGUUGGUCAAGCGAUAGUCGACCUUAUUUAUCUCCACUGAUUUUUAAUAAAGGAAGUGUAAAAGCUGCAACUAUUGCACGGAAUGAUUAUUACAUAAAGAUGCUGGAGAAACUUGAAAUACUUUUGACAAAUUUAGAAUUCAGAUAUCAACAGGUAGUUCCACCUGGCAUUGCACAUAUCUUCGGUAAAAAGAGUGAUAAAAGUUUGAACAUUCCAGUUUCAUUUGCAGCAGGUGGUACCUUGAUUUCUCCCUCAGCAAAUGAAAGAGACCCAAAUUUGUCCAUUUUUAAUGUGGAUUGUGAGGCAUCUAGCGUAGUGGAUGAGGAUGAUGCUUUGGAGUCAUCUGAGUGUUCAUCUCUUAAUAGCUCUGAUGAGCAAAAUGGUUCUGAACAUCUACCUCAUGGUAUGGUCGAGCUGGAGCAAAAAUACUUAUCUGCUUUGAGCUUCUCCUCAAGCAUUGCCGCUGAUAGUCCAUUGCAAAAGCCUUCCAACAGUCGGAGGAUAUGUGCUGUGGAAAGCGAUUUACGUAGAAAUUGCAAAAGAACAGAUCCUGUUGGUUUUGUGCAUGUACAGUGUGCAGGAACAAGUUUGAGUGACAAUUCUUCACUCUCCAAUCCAGGAGAGUUUAAUUUGCCAAAUACCUUUGAAAUACUAGGUAUUGAUAGUCAAUAUGCUAUGGGUUGGCCUCUAGGGGGUCUUUUGGAAAAUCCAUUUUAUGUUGACCAAGGGAACAUAGAUGACACAGAGUUAUAUAUGUAUGGUUAUGGCUUGAACUUGAGAAGUAAGAAUUUGGUAGUAAAGGAGGAAGGCACAUCCAAUUGCAGGGAGGAAGGCGCAUCCAAUUGCAACAAUCUGAUUCUCUCUAGAAAUGAUCAAAUAGAGACCACCAACAUGGCUCAACCAUUCAUUGGAACUUGCAUAUUGCCAAAUUCACCUAGUUUGCAAUCGUGGAAUCUUAGAUGUCACUCUAAUUUUCUCAGUAUGAACCCAAUACUGAGCAAAAGUUGUUUUAAUCACCUGAGGAAUAAGCCUGCAGAAAGUGGCUGUACAGACUAUAGAGAGCCUUUGUCUUUCUUUGACUUUGCCUGUGUAAAAGACCCUUGUCAGCUAUACUUGGAGAACUUCAGAGCCCAUCCUAGACGUGUAUUUGUUGCUGAGCUUUCAGUUUUAACUGACUCUGUUGCUUCUGCUGACAUGGCUAUCAGCAAUUGCCAUGAAAAAGAAGGCUAUAGUGGUGAUGAUGUCUCAGUUGAUAAGCUCAAACCAUCUUAUGCUUGUUUGCCUUCAGGGUUGAAGAGUAAUGACCAAGGAGAUGUGCGAUUGGCAAGCGUUUCAGGUGGAGGUAGUUGGCAGAGUCUGCUUAGUAGUUCUAGCAACUGUGCCAAUAUUGCUGUCAGAGAUCACAGGACCAGUUUGCCUGCUGAAUUUCAGAUACCGCUAGAUUUUGUUAUUGAGAAAUGCCUAUUGGAGGAGAUUUUGCUUCAAUACAGGUAUCUGAGCACAGUGACAAUCAAGUUGCUUGAAGAGGGAUUUAGUUUGCGAGAACACUUGCUGGCACUGCGGCGAUACCAUUUCAUGGAAUUUGCGGACUGGGCAGAUUCGUUUAUCAUGUCUCUUUGGAAUCAUAAAUGGUAUGCUACAGAGGCAGAAAAGAGAAUACCAGAAAUUCAGGGGUUUCUUGAGUUGUCAGUUCAGAGGUCAUCAUGUGAAAGUGACCUUAAUAAGGAUCGGUUAUAUGUUUACAUGAAAGGACACGGCACGAUAAUUUGUUCAGCUUCUGCUACUGGAAUCCGUUCAUUUGAUUUUUUAGGUUUGGGAUACAAAGUGGAUUGGCCAGUUAGUCUCAUUUUGUCCGCCGAUGCACUAAAAAUAUAUGCUGAGAUAUUCACUUUUCUAAUACAAGUCAAGCUUGCGGUGUUUUCACUAACUGAUGUAUGGUGCUCAUUAAAGGUGAGGGUUUCUGGAAGCUGGUCUACUUCGUGCAUAGAAGCUUACAUUCAAAUUUCCAUUUUUGAAGAAGAGAGGAAAGAAAAGAAAUUCGAAGAGAAGAGAGAACAUAAUAUAAGAUAG
Molecule: messenger RNA, 3341 nt
Organism: Ilex paraguariensis (yerba mate)
Lineage: Eukaryota; Viridiplantae; Streptophyta; Magnoliopsida; Aquifoliales; Aquifoliaceae
Source: the annotation of a GenBank genome assembly